This is a messenger RNA of Centropristis striata (black sea bass), 3851 nucleotides long. RefSeq names its product HPS5 biogenesis of lysosomal organelles complex 2 subunit 2 (gene hps5). Gene Ontology annotation, cellular component: cytoplasm. The coding region runs from base 220 to 3561 and encodes 1113 amino acids. NCBI's taxonomy places the organism in Eukaryota, Metazoa, Chordata, Actinopteri, Perciformes, Serranidae. The transcript is spliced from 24 exons. The record is from RefSeq and is a predicted model, not a curated record. Gene Ontology annotation, biological process: developmental pigmentation. Gene Ontology annotation, molecular function: protein binding.
GAGACAGACUGACCGCUGCCUCUCCACAGAAGGCGAACAGAACCAGCGGAGUACCCAUAGACUGUAUAUGAUGUUCCCAUAGACUGUAUAUGAUGUGACACGGCGCUGUAUGUGGAUCAGUAGAUGUUAACAGGUCCGCUCCGACUAUUUGGGUGGAGACGGUGUAAAGUGGAGUCAUGACUAGUCAAUUUGAAAGGCUGUAGAGGAUCGUGAGUGAACAUGCCUCUGAUACCAGUUUUGCCCGAGAACCACAGUCAUGUACUGGCGGAAUUUGACUGCCUCGAUCCACUUCUGUCUGCUCUCCGUUUAGAUUCUGGAAGGCUCAAGUGUACCUGUUUGGCAGUGUCACGGAAGUGGCUUGCAUUAGGAACAUCAGCAGGAGGGUUGCACCUGAUCCAGAAGGAAGGCUGGAAACAAAGACUCAUCCUCACGCACAAGGAGGGAUCUAUCACUCAGGUGGCGUGUUGCCCUCAUGAUGAAGACUUCAUCGCUGUUGCCACAAGUCAGGGUCUGGUGGUGGUGUGGGAGCUGCAGCUGGAGCGGCGGGGUCGUCCAGAGAGAGUCAGUGUGUCCUGGGAGCACAGAGGUCAGGCCAUCACUGCACUCUGCUGGGACACCAGCAUUCUCAGGGUUUACGUUGGUGACACUGGAGGCAAGGUGUCCUAUCUUCGUGCAGGAUCCUCCAAGCUGGGCAAGGGUUCUGCAUUUGUCAUCUUCCCUGUUCAGACCGUCACCACAGUAGACUCCAGAGUGGUUCAGCUCGGGUACCAAGAUGGCCGCCUGCUGGUGUCUUCCCUGAGCCGCUGCUACCUCUGUGACACAGAGAGGGAGAAGUUCUGGCGAGUUGGAAGUAAAGAGCGUGAAGGGGAGUAUGGAGCAUGUUUUUUCCCUCAGAACAAGGGAUUAUUAGUUGGUCAGCCCCCACUGCUGUACUCUGCCCGCCCGGGGUCCCGAAUAUGGGAGGCCAGUUUUAAUGGCGAGGUUCUGAGCACUCAUCAGUUCAAACAGCCACUGGCCUGUCCUCCUCUACCUCUCAUCACUUACAGAGAGGAGCCACGUUACAAUCCACAGCAGAAGAGCGCCCAGUCAAUUGCCUUUCCUAAACUGCUUUAUUUUGGAGACCAAAACUUGCUGACCUGGACUGAUUCAGCCAUCUAUGUCUUCACACCUCAGAACGGACAGGUGCUUCUGUGGACUGAAGUCAAAGACUUGGUUGAUAUUGCAGUGUACCGCAACGAGCUCUUCUGCCUUCAUGGCAGCGGCCGCCUGUCCCACCUCUCCCUGUUAUCUGCUGAGCGCUGUGUUGAGCGUUUACUGCGGAGGGAGUCCUGGCCUCUCGCUGCUGUGGUCUGCUGUAUGUUCCAGCACACAAUCACCACCAGCAGGGCCAGGAAAUCAAUUCCCAUUGACCGCCUCGAGCAUCUGAAGUCCCAGCUCAGCUCCAGCACACACCAGGAACUGAUUGGUCAGCUGGAGGAAGUCAUCACUAAACUAGAGCCACUGGACUCCGCCUCCAGCAGCCGCAGAAGUAGCAUCUCCUCACAUGAGAGCUUCAAUGUCCUGGACUGUGGGAUCUAUCGUGUGAUCAGCCGCAGAGGAAGUCAGUCAGACGAGGAGACAAGCUCCCUCAUCAAUCAGUCCAUGUCAGAGGAGGAGCGGCUCAAAGAGUUCAGUUUUGUGCAGGAGGAUGAGCAGGUGGAUCACGAUCCACAGAGCAGCGAGCGUUUGGAGGCUGAGCGAUCUGAGCAAGGCCUGCCGUUUCAUCUUCCCAUCUCAUUCCGCACCAAACCCCCUCGCAUCGCACUGCAGGCCGUCAAAGACAGUGUUUCUAGUUUUGUUAAGAAGACAACAGAGAAAAUCAACACCCUGCAGAUGAACUCCGAGCUCUGGCAACGUCCUGAAUUCAGAGACGGCGGACAGGCCGAUAUGUCAGCUCCAUACUCAGAGGAAAUGGACAAUGAAGUUUAUGAUGAAAUGCCCAAGGCAGAGGCCGACAUGCAGGAACUUCGAUCAGCAACAGAGCGAGCUAUGUCCCAGAUGCAAGAUCCUUUGGCGCUACUGGACCCAGUCUGCCUGGGAGAAACUCUGCUGGAGUGGCUGGUGGUGCUGGAGCGAAUACUCGGACCUGUGGAGAACGGAUCGACUGUUCCAGGUCCCUCAAAUGUGAAUGGACCAGAAGAGGAGCAGUGGGAUAAUCAAAACUCCUGUUCAGAGCAGCAAGAGGAAUCUACAUUUUCAUCAGGAGAACCAACAGAGAGCGUCACAGAGGAGAAGAAAGAAGAACCUCCUGAGCUCAGAGAAAAAGAGGAGCAGUGUGACUCCACUGAGAAGGAGCCAAAUGGGAGCCCUCCAGAUCCUGUUCGAGUGGUGUCUCCCAAACCUGUACCAUCAGAUCUCCUGGCUAAUCUCUCCCAGCUGGCAACGCUGUACACAGAGCUGAGCUGCUUUAGAAACCAGGAGAAAGAACAAGCAUUGGAGUGCACAACUUUCCUGCGCCGCUACUUCUUUCUGCUGGACCAAGAGCGUGUGAGGAAAAUGUGUCUGCUGUGUUAUCAGACGCUGCCAGAGGUUCAGCGCUCCUUCACUGAGGCCAUGCUAGAUCUCACUCAGUCCAGUAAGCUGGUGGAGGUAAUUCAGAGAGGUGAUUUACUGAGAUCACUGCGCAGUCUGAGAGAGCAGCCCUGGAGCGCACCUCUUCUCCUCGCUCAUUUACACAGGCUGUAUGAGAAGCACGGGGAGGCGGCUGUACGCUCGUUUACGCAGUUCUAUCCUACAAUAACUCCUGCUGAUGUCAUGACCAUGGCUGAGCAAAGCCACUUCCUGGCAUACCUGGAUAAUCUGGUCCAAUCACAAACUGAAGGGCACAGGUUGUCAUUUUUGCAGUCCCUUCUUGAACCAGAAUCACUAAGACAGGAUUGGCUGGAGCUGGCACUUACCCACGAUGCCCCUCAACGCUGUGAUACCCUGACCCCUGAUGGACAGCCAAGGUGGCAUUCUCACUGUUUCAGCUGGGGUUAUGGACGCCUCCUGUCUCUCCUCAUUCGUCUUCCUGCAGACCUGUCCUCAAAGCAGAAGAUGGCAGAGACGUGCCGCAGUCAUGGGUAUUGGAUGGGCUACAUCCACCUCUGCUGUGAGCUGCGACGCCGCACAGAAGCGUUUUCCACCAUCUGUAAACUGGAUGACAUCAGUCUGCUGGAGGAAGAUGAUGGUGUUGAGCCUCAGACAUUGGAAGAGUGGAAGCUCUUGAUCCAGUUAUCUCAGCAGUGCAGCAGUGCGGUAGACUCGCAGCAGGUCAGCGGUGUGAACGGGAGCAGCUUAUCCAACGGCUCGGCAGAUUGCGGUGGAAAGAUCAGCCCAGAGAACCUGACCCUGAUGCUGGCUCGGACAGCCGGGCCCGAUCGCGCCUUGGCCGUCCUGGAGGAUUGUGGCGUGCAGCUGGUCCUUUCACCUCACUCCACACUGGUCUGUGAGCUGCUGAAAGUCACUGAGAAGAGGCAGAGAGCGAUGAUCCAGAUGAUGCUGGAGCGAUGUGAUCGGUUCCUGUGGUCUCAGCACGCCUAACUAAAGAUCAGCUUCAGCUUCAAGAUAACUAACACUUUAUGUAAAUCUGCCCAGCAACUGCUGCUGAAACUUAAUUUAUGCACAGUAAUAUAUGUCAAAGCUAAAUGAAGAUGUUUAUCCUCCCAGUGGAAGCAGUAUUAUCUUUUUAACUUUAACCUAACAUUUGUUUUGCUAGGACAUUUUUUUUAGCUUGUACAGCUAAUUAAGUAUCACUAUGACAAAUGAUAAACAAUUGGAGUGAAAUGUUCUUAUCCGGUAAUAAUAUGUAAAUAAAAGCUGCCUGUAUUUAA